GUUCGUCCCUCCAUUUCACUUCUUCUUCCUUCCCCUCACCAUCCCCUACUCCGCUCAGUCGACUUUGUCUGUUCGAGGGCCCCCAACACCCUCAAGAGCGCGAGUGCUGGUGACGACAGUGACCCGUGCCUUACUCCGGAUCCGGCACAAAGAGAUUACGACAUAAGGGCGCCGAGAUACCUCGGCAGACGACAGCUUGAGCUCCCACCAUCUGCGCUGCGCGCGCACUGCCCUCGCUGCCAGCUGUACACGAUACCUCCCACCUCCUGCUCCCCUCUCCUUGGACUUUAACGACUUCCUAAUCUCACUCUGACACCCACAAACUUUCGACACACACCCUUGUAUCUUCGACACCCGCGAACCACCGCACGAUGCCCGCGCAAUCUACCCUCAAUGCCGACGAGAAGGGCAAGGUGAAGGCCGCGAUCCCGGCGCCGUCGAACAAGAUUUUCUUCGCCGCGCUCGCGCGCAUCUACUACGCGCACCCGGUCCCCAGCGAGUGGGCGUACGCGGGGCUGCAGGGCGCGCUCGCGAUCGUGCGCGACGCGAGCAAGGCGAACGCGCUCUUCUUCCGCCUCGUCGACCUCACCGGCACGCGGGGGGUUAUCUGGGAGCACGAGCUGUACCAGGGUUUCGAGUACAACGCCGACCGGGCGUAUUUCCACAGCUUUGCGGGCGAUAAAUGCAUGAUCGGGUUCGUGUUCGCGGACGAAAGCGAGGCGAAGACGUUCGUGAAGAAGGUGACGAAGCAGAAUAACCAGAAAGCUUCCAAAUCCUCCUCGUCCUCCUCGCAAAAGAAAAAGAAGCCCGCCAAGGGCGGCAAGAUUGACAAGUCCAUGAUCUCCGGCCCCGCCUCGGGCUCCUUCAUCCACGUCGCGCACAUGGGCUACGACGCUGAGAAGGGCUUCACCACUAAGGGCGUCGACCCCUCCUGGACCGCCUUCCUCGGCCAGCUCGAGGGCUCGGGCGUCGACCGCGAGACGAUUGCGCGCGAGAUGGACUUCAUCAAGGACUUUGUGCGCAACCACCCGCAGCAGCAGGCGCCCGCCGCCGCCGCCCCGCAGCCGAAGGAGAAGAAGGCGAAAUCGAAGCCGCCUCCGCCUCCGAGGAGGGGGCACGGGCACACGAACAGUGCAGGCAACGCACCACCCCCGCCCCCAGCGAGGGGUUCGCGUGCGUCGCAGCCGCCGCCUCCGCCUCCUUCGAGAGGGCCGGCGCACCCCCCGCCACCGCCCGCGCGGGGAUUGAGCCGUGCGUCUGCGCCACCGCCUGCGCCUCCGCGUCCGCAGAGCAUGGCGCCUUCGGCUCCGCCGCCAGCGCCUCCGCGCCCUACCAGUGCGGCGCCGCCUCCACCUCCCGCUCCACCGCGGCCCACGAGCGCAGCGCCGCCUCCGCCUCCCUCGCGUCCGACCACUGCUCCGCCGGCGCCCCCGCCUCCCCCGCCGCCAUCGGGUGGGGCGCCACCGCCACCGCCACCUCCUCCCCCUCCACCCAUGGGAGGUGCGCCGCCGCCGCCGCCUCCUCCACCCCCUCCUCCAGCAGGUGGUGCCCCGCCUCCGCCUCCGCCGCCCCCGCCCCCUGCUGGCGGUGGUGGCCCUCCCGCUGGCCUCCCACCCCCGUCAGACGCUCGUGGCGCGCUGCUCGCGUCCAUCCAAGGCAAGGGCGUCCACGCGCUCAAGAAGACGGAAGGUCCUCCGCCGCGCCCGAGCCCAGGUGCUGUCGUCGGUGCAGCAGGCGCCGGCGCCGCCGUGGGUGCUGCGGCCGGAGCCGGAGCUGCUGCUGCCAGCGGUGGCGGAGGCGGUGACCUGACGAGCGCCUUGGCGGCGGCUCUGAUGCAGAGGAACAAGGACAUGGGAGAUAGCUCCGACGAGGAUGAGGACGACGAGGACUGGGAUUAGAGGUCCGUGUAUAUAGUAUCUAAACCUGCGAUGCCUUUGAUACCACUCCUUCUCCUUCUAAUGCUAAUGAUUUCUCUGUUUUUCACACAACCGCGAAUGGAUGGCCAAUGUCCAUUAGAGCGGGCGGCUGUAAUGGAACGGUAGGAGUUCAUCCUACCGUGACUUCCAUUAGAGCGUACAGUAUUAGUUUCGAUAAUUAUCAGAGAAUUCCUUAACGAAAGCACAAAUGAAAAAUCAUCAAAAAGCGU
Molecule: messenger RNA, 2146 nt
Organism: Schizophyllum commune H4-8
Lineage: Eukaryota; Fungi; Basidiomycota; Agaricomycetes; Agaricales; Schizophyllaceae
Product: WH1-domain-containing protein
Exons: 3
Coding region: 372-1898 (508 amino acids)
Molecular function (GO): actin binding
Source: RefSeq, a predicted model, not a curated record